GCCAGGGUGCCGGUGAGCCCCCCCCCCCCCCAAUCUGCUCGGCGUGCGGGCUGAGCUUCUGCGGAGGACCACAUGACGGGCCACAAUAAGGAGAAGCGAUAUGAGUGCGACGUGUGUGGCAAGGUCUGGCAGCAGCAGAGCAAGCUGAAGGUCCACCAGCGGGUGCAUACGGGAGAACGCCCCUUCGACUGCUCGGAAUGCGGCAAGAACUUCACCCGCUACGAGACCCUGCUGCGGCACAACCAGUUGCACUCCGGCGAGAAGCCCUUCACCUGCUCCCACUGCGGCAAGAGUUUCAAGACGUCGAAUUACCUGAAGAUCCACCGGCGAGUGCACACGGGCGAGAGGCCCUAUGGUUGCUCCACGUGCGGCAAGAGCUUUGCCCAGUUAUAUGGGCUGCAGGAGCACCAGCGGGUGCACACGGGCGAGAAGCCCUAUGGCUGCUCCACCUGCGGCAAGAGCUUUGCCCGGGCUACGGGGCUAAUGCAGCACAGGCAGGUGCACAGCAGUGAGCGGCCCUUCCCCUGCUCUGACUGUGGCAAAGGCUUCAAGUCGUCCACAGACCUGUUGUUGCACAGGCGCCUGCACACCGGGGAUCGGCCGUACACCUGCGGCGACUGCGGCAAAGGCUUUGCCCAGUCAUCGGGGCUGUUGCGGCACCGGCGGGUGCACAGCAGUGAGCGGCCCUUCACCUGCUCCGACUGUGGCAAAGGCUUCAAGUCGUCCACGGACCUGAAGGUGCACAGGCGCCUGCACACCGGUGAGCGGCCCUGCAAAUGCUCCGAAUGCGGCAAAGGCUUCAUGUGGUCUUCGGACCUGAAGGUGCACAGGCGCCUGCACACCGGGGAGUGCCCCUACAACUGCAGCGUCUGCGGCACGGGCUUCACGUCGUCCUCGGACCUGAAGGUGCACAGGCGCCAGCACACUGGUGAGCGCCCCUACACCUGCAGCGACUGUGGCAAGGGCUUCACCCGCUCCGACAGCCUAAUGGAGCACCAGCUCACCCACACUGGCGAGCACCCACGGGAGUGGCAAAUCUACAAUGAGUAUAAACGUUGCUCAGUGCUUAUCCGGCUCCACUAA
Messenger RNA from Amblyraja radiata (thorny skate), 1083 nucleotides. RefSeq names its product zinc finger protein 239-like. Bases 73 to 1083 code for a protein of 336 amino acids. The transcript is spliced from 2 exons. Gene Ontology annotation, biological process: regulation of transcription by RNA polymerase II. The record is from RefSeq and is a predicted model, not a curated record. Lineage: Eukaryota; Metazoa; Chordata; Chondrichthyes; Rajiformes; Rajidae. Gene Ontology annotation, molecular function: DNA-binding transcription factor activity, RNA polymerase II-specific. Gene Ontology annotation, cellular component: nucleus.